Messenger RNA from Zeugodacus cucurbitae (melon fly), 1185 nucleotides. RefSeq lists its product as uncharacterized. Gene Ontology annotation, cellular component: chitin-based extracellular matrix. Gene Ontology annotation, molecular function: structural constituent of chitin-based larval cuticle. The coding region runs from base 1 to 1185 and encodes 394 amino acids. The transcript has a single exon. The record is from RefSeq and is a predicted model, not a curated record. Lineage: Eukaryota; Metazoa; Arthropoda; Insecta; Diptera; Tephritidae.
AUGCGGUUCAUACUUGCCUUGAUUUGGGUGACCCUAACUACAGCGUCGACCAUACAUUAUACACCCAACGAGAUACUGCUUACCAAAUUAGAGAGUGCAACGCUAGAUAAAAAGGACACGGCACCGGCUAAUACGCAAUAUCACGAACAGGAUUCGAAUGGCUUUUAUUCGUAUGGUUACAGUGCUGAUCAAUCUGCUAAAGCUGAGUACCUAACCCUGGACGGUUCAUCGCGCGGUUUUUAUUCGUAUGUUGAUGCAGAUGGAAAGCUGCAGACAGUCAAGUAUGAGGCCGGACGCAAUCAGGGGUUUAAGGCUGCCGCUACCAACUUGCCAAAAGCCCCAAAGAAUCCCAACAGAUUUGCACCACUGCCGGUGAGAGAUACGCCUGAAGUACAGGAAGCCAAGAAGGCGCACUUCGAGGCAUACCGGGAAGCAGAACUAAGAGCGGCAUUAGCGUCACAAAAUGAAGCUGUACAACUCGGUGAGUUAGGAUUGGAAGGACAACAAAAGUCUGAACGGCCGCAACAAGAGGUGGCGAAUAUUUUGGAGAGUACCAGAAGCAAAAUAUUGGCAAUAUUAUCAGAAAGCGCGAAUACCGACAACAAUAACUUGAAUGUUGGGGCAACAGCUGAAAUUAGUGUUGGAUCAGCUCAGGAUCAAGAAGAAGAUACUGAAAAUACCGAUGGAGAAGGUGAUAAUGGUCUACUAACAUUAGACAACGUGCAAGGUGCACAAGAUGAAAGUGAAGGUAACGAGGACGAAGGAAACGCUAGUGGUGGAGACAAUAUUGCCAUUGAAAAUGGUGAGGGUGAAAACGAAGCUGGCGAGUUAUCUAAUGCCGACCGACAAAUGACGUCUUAUAAGCUCAGCGAUUUAUUAGGCCCAAUCGACCAACUCAAUUCACGAGCAUUGUACACAUUCGAAAGCGAUGGUCACUCGAGUGGACUCACACAACUACAAGAGAAAUCGGACUUAGCUUUGAGGCAGCCCAAGCUUACUACUAUCGAAACUGUUCGCGUGCCAGUGCACUCGUAUUAUACAGUUUUGGCGCCGACAACAAAGUACACUGUGAUUACACCCACAACGCACCAAUUGGUUCCGCGAGAGGAGGCACUGAAACGCGGUCAAAGUCUGCCGAUUUCCCUGAGCAGUUCCUUCUUAUCACACCGUCUAAGAUCGAAAUAA